Ictalurus punctatus (channel catfish) is the source of this 3948-nucleotide messenger RNA. It is a transcript of the gene sh3rf2, whose product is annotated as SH3 domain containing ring finger 2. The transcript has 10 exons. The coding region runs from base 334 to 2250 and encodes 638 amino acids. NCBI's taxonomy places the organism in Eukaryota, Metazoa, Chordata, Actinopteri, Siluriformes, Ictaluridae. The record is from RefSeq and is a predicted model, not a curated record. Gene Ontology annotation, biological process: positive regulation of JNK cascade; positive regulation of proteasomal ubiquitin-dependent protein catabolic process; protein ubiquitination. Gene Ontology annotation, molecular function: ubiquitin protein ligase activity; protein binding.
AUGGUGAAUCAUUAUCUUUCAGAAAGCGAUAAUAAUACAAAUAAAAACAACAGCAUGUCCUUCGCCUUCUUCAGCGUGAAAGAAGCAAUCGUGGUUAAAAAGAAAGGGGAAAAAAAGCUGCCCUUUUAGCUUGUAUUAUGAUUGAAUAGUGUUGUUGGAGAGGUGGAGUAGGCGUAGUGAUUUCCAGUCCGGUUGCACCACCUGUCUGAGUGACGAAGCCACCUGUGAGGAAGCCGGACUGUUUACGGAAGUGCUUCAUCCUUCAGAGUGAAUAUCGCGGUGCUGGCUAAAGCCUUGUACGACUACCAGGGCAAUGGACCCGGAGAGCUCAGCAUGAGAUCGGGCGACAUGGUCGGCCUGCGCUGGAGAGUGGAUGACAAUUGGUAUUUCGGCGACGUUAAAGGGAACAGUGGGUUCGUACCCACCAGCAUGGUUCAGGUCCUGGGCGAGCAAACGCAGCCUCCUGCGCCUUUGUGCCGCGCUCUCUACGACUUCGACCUGAACAGGCUGGAUCCAGAUAACAGGAAGGAGUGUCUGGCCUUCAUGAAGGGAGACGUCAUCACUGUGAUUAAGCGAGUGGAUGAGAACUGGGGUGAAGGGAAGUUGGGGGACAAGGUCGGAAUCUUUCCUUUGCAGUUUACAGAGCUAAAUCCGGCUGCGUUCAAACUCCUGGCGAGUGCGAAGGCGAGUGAUUUGGCAGAAUUUCACCCACGGCACGCGAGAGGGAACAGCAGGAGGACGAGCCUAGAUGCAGGCAGCCACAGACGGCUCUCCAGGACGCAGGCGAGCACGGCCAGGCCUCCCGACGUCAGCGUCCUGAACACUCUGAACCACGGUCAGGUCCAGAGCUCACCAGCUCCUAGUGCGCCUCUAAAGCCUGUCCGACUCUCCACAGUCUCCCAGCUGCGGUCCGGAAGCACUCGGAAAAGCCCGUCAAAGGGUGAAAGAAAGAUGAACGGCGACACUCCUCCAACAAUCACCAUGGCCCUCAUCAACCCACAGACUCUUCCACCACAAGCAGAGAGCAAACAGUCCCCCAUUCAGCAGCUUUCUAUCAGUGUGUGUGCUGCUCUGUAUUCAUACACUCCGCAUCGCGCCGAGGAGCUGGAACUGAGCAAAGGCGAGAUGGUAGGGGUCUACGGGAAGUUUAAGGAGGGCUGGUUACGCGGUCUUUCCCUCAGAACUGGUAAAGUAGGCAUCCUGCCUGCCAACUACGUCACCCCUGUGCUUAGAACCUCUGCAAUGUUUGUUGAGCAGCCAAAGCUCGCUGUUCCCAGUGCAGCCAUAGCAUCAGCAAAGAGAUACACACCCCAGAAUCCCCAAGCAGCAUCACUGCCUCUGGAUAAAGUAAAGGUUGAAGUCGCUGCUCCAGUCGGUGCCAUGCCCCCACAGGCAGCUGUACCAUCUGGCAGUGCAGCAAAAUCUCCUCAGGCAGGAGGAAAGCAGGGCUGGGACACGGUCAGACGAACCUUCCAGACUUCACACAGAGGCUCACUCCGGCAUAACGGCUACCAUCCCCAAAAUCCAGGUUCAAGCCUUCAUCCUCCACCUCAGGAUUUGGGACAGAUCUACGGCUUUGGCCGCUCUCCCGUCCUUCCCAGGAAGAGAAAUGGCUUGUUUACAAAUCCCCUCAGGUCACAGCACUGGACUUAUGAAGGAACAGCUCCCUCUGGUGGCGCAUACCAGACAAUGGAUGCCAGAUAUACGACUCCGAAGGAGACUUCCACGGCUCCUCAGUCUAUUCUGAUGAAACCAGAUACUCACAGGCACAACACAGAAAAGCCUGUGAAGUCGGUGAGGUUCUUAACUGAAGAAGUCCCCCAAACCACAACAAGGUUGGCGUCCGUAUCAUCUGGAGCGCAGGUUGUGGGUAACUCUCAAAGCGGACCUGCGGCUCUGGAGCACUGGAACCCGUCAGCCAUCAUAGGUCGGGAUGGAAGUACCUCAGUCCUUAAAGACACAAAGACAUUCAUGCAAAGAAAGGGUCUUGGUCAGAAUAAUGCCAGUGGGGAUUAUCUGCCUUUAGGUACAAAACUGUACACGCUGAACAGCCAGUCCAGUCCCGUCAGACACAGGGUGUUGAUGGGAUAUAAUGCAAAGACUGAUGCGGAGCUGAACCUGCUGGAGGGAGAGCUGGUCCUGGUCCAAAAGCCUCGGCCAGAUGGGAGGGUUCUGGUGAAACAGGAGAUCACUGGAGUGACUGGCCUCUUCCAAAGCAGCAUUCUGGACAUAUUGGACAAAGUUGCCUGAGUGUGUGCGUGUGUGUGUGUGUGCAUGCGUGCACAAUCUGCAAUCAAAAAGAACACCCUCAGUGUUGCUUUUGGAACCAAAGCAAUAUGCUCUUUAUCUAUUUGAGUGUGUUUCAAUGAACAGCAUGCCUCAUCUAACCACAAACGCACAUCCCAGGUCCUCCUCAAAUUUGUCCCUGUGUCAUUUGUCACUUCUGGGACGUAUCGCUGUCUUUAUUUGUGGUUAUGAAGGUCACAUGCACAUUGGGAUAAUGUUGUUGUUUUUUUUUUUUUUUUUUAACACAUUGAUAUGGCCAAGGCUAACCGUUUCAGACUCCCAUUCUGAAGGGCCAGAGCACAGCAGACUUUAGUAUCCUUACAGCUGAUUGAACUCAGCAGUUAAUUAAGAAAGGCAUGAACUGGGUGUGUUUGUUAAAAGGAAAACACAUCUCUAUAAGGCAGUGGUUAUUGAGGGUUUGAGUUUGACACUGCUGAGCUGUGUCUCAGAUCAUGUACAUGACCUUGUAUUUAAAGUAUAUAUUCUAUACUAGUCUGUAAGACUUACAUUGGUUUUGUACAUGAAAGGUUUGCACUUAUUAAAAAUGCACUAUGUGGUAUUGCGAUGAGUUGUUCUCUGAUAAUUGCAUAUCUGUUGUUUGUGUUUGUACAGCUCACUAACAGUAACCGUUUUGAAAUGGAGAUCGCUGUCAUUGCAAGCCAUUUUGAUUCUAUCCAAUAUCUGCUACAAGUCCUGUCUUUGUUUUAUGGAGCUUGAUUGGACAAGGGUAGUGCAAAAAUGUCCAUUGAUCCAACAUAUAAUAUAUUCAGCAAAUAUUGUCCAUCACCCAUUUGUAUUUACAGCACUUCAGCUAUUCGUAUUUCUCCGUGUGAAAACUCUACACUUUUAAUAAUUAAUUUCAACAAUUCAAACAAGUGGGAUGGUGGCUUAAAAUUGUUGGUGGGGUAUAGGGGACAUACACCGUUUUAUUUUUUACUUUUUUUUGGCUGCAUACUGUUCGCUUUGCCUUUUCUGAAACUAUUGCACACUGCACCAUUAAUCUCUGCAGCUGAAUUAUAAAAUUAUAAAAAUGAAGAGCCUUGUGCUGAUCGAGAUAUAUAUAUAUAUAUAUAUAUAUAUAUAUAUAUAUAUAUAUAUAUAUAUAUAUAUAUAUAUAUAUAAAUAUAAGAUUUAAAAAAAAAAAAAAAAGUUUGUAGUUAAAAUUGAACACCUAAACUUGAAGGAGAUUUUGACAAAUCUAGACUUGCGCACUAAUUCCUUUCCUAUAGAUUGUAUUGGAAACAGCUCAGUGUUAUGGCAACCCGGAUUUAUGUAGAAAUGUGGAAACCCGGAUUUAUAUAGAAAUCUGGCAACCUGGGUUUCUAUUUAACCACACAGUUAACAUUCUAACUUUACUGCUUCGAUAUUAAUUUCAUGCAAAUGGGAUUUGUUGCUAAUUUUAUUAUUUUAUUUAAACCAGGGUCAUGGUGUCCCUCAAAUCCUUCUUCAUACCAAGACUUGAGUACAUACGUAUAUGAUCUGAGACACAGCUCUGAAUGAUGGAUUGUCUCAGAGCACAUGUUCCUGUUGUAUAAAUGCAGUAAGUGUGGGAUACUUUUGUCAAUAUAACACUGUAAAACCUGUCAACCCGGCACAGUUUGAUCAACAGCAAUCCCUGCUAGUUUAUUUUUGUAGUACAGAAAUAAAUGAUCUAUGAUAGAA